AUGCCCUCAACUUCCGCGAAAUCAUUCAUCACUCCUUACCCAAAAAAGCCUAUUAGGUACAAUCCUCGCACCGGCAAGACACGCUUCCAAAUGGCAGAACCACCAAAUGUGGAAACGGAAACCCUCCGGCAGACAUGCCUGUACUUUGUCAUCAUCCGCCUGCCGGAAGAAGCUUUGCAGUCCUAUCGCAUCGACCGCCAGGUUAUGACUCUGAUAGACGACAUCAUUCACGCGCGUCUUCGGCGGGCGUUCGCGUGCUUCAUGUGGCAGAGCGCUGCGCGAUGGUGCACCCUGUCAUGA
Molecule: messenger RNA, 300 nt
Organism: Penicillium subrubescens
Lineage: Eukaryota; Fungi; Ascomycota; Eurotiomycetes; Eurotiales; Aspergillaceae
Exons: 1
Coding region: 1-300 (99 amino acids)
Source: RefSeq, a predicted model, not a curated record